AUGCGAGAUGAAGCCUAUCGAGCGGUGAUCGCUUCGAUUCUUCUCUCGAAUCCCGAUGACACCGAAAAGGAAAGCGCUCAUAUCACUCUUCUUCUCGCACAUCUUAGAAAGAUUUUCCAACUCGCAAUCCCAAGACACGAUCGUCUUGUACAAGAGUGCCUCAAAUUUAGAACCUACGUCCUCGAAACGACAAUUGCCGACAUUCCACCAACGAAAAACGUUUUGCUCAUCGUUGACAAUGGACGAAAAACGACUCAACACACACUCAAUGGAGGCGAAACGUAUGAAAUAGAUCUCGGUCCAUCACGGGAUGUCCAUUUCUAUUGUCAAGUCGUCAAGUUGAAUGGGCAAAAAGCAAAGGCGAUGCUCAGGAAAACUACACUUUUUCGAAGAAUGAUCCCCGAGCAGCAAGAAUUAGAGGAGAGAAUCUCGACACGAAGUCUGCCAUUGGAUGAGAGGAUUCGGCGAGCUUUCUCGGCUAAAGGCACAACAUAUCAUGCGGAUUUCCGGCUUACUAAGCAAAUGAGUGACUCUCCACUCCCAAAGAUCGAAUUCAGCGAUCUCGUCGAAUUCGUGCGAACUGUGCACGAGAACGAGGCGCCAAAUCAGAAACCCGUCUACUCCGGAGAGCUCCAAGAACGAUCAUUUUCCCUUCUUCACUUAACUUUCAUUUUCUACGAAAUGCAAGGAAUCUAUUUGAAGCUCAUCUCACUGUGCGUCUUCUUGGUGUGGGAUUCGUCUGUAGCCCCACUAGCAAUCGGCGUCCUUCCCUCAGCCAUUCAAACUCUCGAAAAUCACCAGGAACAACCCGAGAUUUGUCGAGUUUUUACGCACUGCAUUGAGUAUUUGUUCGACUGUGUCCUCGGGGUUAUCGACGAUCUUCUUGCUCCAGCACCAACAAGCGCCUCUCAGCAAGUUUUCCGCAAGCAAACGCGUCUCUUCCACGCGCACUCGAGUGGCAGUGAAGAUGGAGGACAUCGGAAACUCGAGAGGCAGAAAUCGAUUCAAUCCAGAUCCUCAGCCUCGAGUCCUUCAAGUAAACCCCGUACGUCAUCAAUGUUGUCGGCUCAAUCGCAAACGAGUACUCUGUUGACGACUCCGCAUGCUUCGUUGGAGAGACGGGUAUCCGAGAUGUCAACUCAUUCCUCGCAUUCCUCAAAACCAAUCAGUCCACCCAGUCCCGUUCUCACUCGACCCACUCAUUUAGCAUCGGGAAAUGGGACAACCCUGUUAAAUCCAUCGGUUGUUGAAAGGAAACGAUCGUUUUUAGGUUCGCCAAUUGCAAAAUGGCCGGGCCAAACAUUCGGUCGAACCAAGAAGCACAUUUUGGAGCGAUCGAUCUCUUAUCACACUCAUCCAAAACUCGAGCGAGUCCCCUCAACAAGAUCAGCUAAAGCAAUCGAAGAGCAUCGAUACAGAAACGAUCCGCCAAUGCAUGUGCCGACGUUGAAACGCAAAUCAGUGACCCUUUUGGAUAUGCAAGGCCUCGAUCUACCACUUCAUUUGCGAAUUUUCCCACCAAAUGAGGGCACACAAAUGCAGGAUUUCAAUCGAAUGAUGCUCCCAAUCGUUCGCAUUUGUGCUCUUUCGGUAUGGGAUUUUUCGGAAACUCAUGAUCCAGCCACUUAUCUCGCGAAUAAACUCAAAAUGCUUAUCGCAUUAGCCGUGCAGAAUUGGAUCCGCUAUGAUUUCGUGACUGAAUCCCAAGAUGUGCACACACUUUGCGCAGCCGUUCAACGAGUCGUCAAAGCAAUCUACUUCAAUCAACAACCGUAUUCGGUCUACUUUGAGCAAUUCUCGAUCAAUUAUUUGAAACUCGUCUUUGAGACUCUUGACUCACCGUUAGAAGGUCUUGUGCGAAAUGUGAUCGAAACGGCCACUUUUACCCUUAACUCUCGGGAUUUCAACGCGCUUGACAACUACAGUAAAAACACAAUGAAAACCUAUCGAGCGAUCAAAAAUUUGAGGAAAAUCGCGACAUCAAAAGGAAUCACGGUACCACUUUUGAGUCGUUUCGAGCAAUGGUUUUCCCCGUGUUUAGUCUUUUGGACAACAGCCUGGAGAGAAACUUCGUUGCUGAUGGUCUCUCGAACAGCGCCUCUAGACGAUGACGAUGGCGCAAAAUUUGUCGAUUCCGAGCGAAAACUCCCCACCGGACUCUACUCGUUUUUGUGCAUUCAGAAAGGGAUUUCGGAUGAUGUUCUAAUUUUGGAGUUGGAAAACCCGCAGCAUGCUCUGUUGGCAGCCGUAAAAAUGGUUCAGAUCUUCAGCGACAAUCUUGUUGCCUACUCGCGAAAGCUCUAUUCAGAGUCGAGGUGUGAUGUCGAGUGCAAAUGCCAAAAGGGUUCAAAAACAUGUCAAUGCCAUCGAUCGAUUCGUGCCGCGAAUGGAGUGGAUCACGCAUUUGAAUACAUUGAGCAGAAUUGGGUUCGAUUCGCGGAUUGGGAGAGAGUUCAAACGAUGAUCUCAAAAGGAGAAGCCGAGAAGAUCAAGUUGACGAUCGAGGCGAUAUUGAAGAGUUGCAGAGAGCAAUGCGAUUGCCUAGCCGAUCGAUUGAUUCAACGAAAUUAUGGAGAAAAAUGCUCGGAGACGGUUCGAUUAGCCAAGCAGCUGUGCCUUGACCGACACGAAUACACGAAGACUUUGGCCUCCUACGUUCGAGAUAGGAUUGACUCGUUUCACAACUCGGAAAUGAUCAUCAACGCUUUAGAGAAGCUGGUUGAAGUGAUCGAGAAAGAGUUUUAUCCAAGGAGAUCUUUAAAAAUUCUACACAAAAUGUGGAUUCUAUUCGAGACGGAGGUGGCCCGGAAUCUCAAAGAGUUCCAAGUGCACGAGUACUAUAAAAAUAUUUAUGUGGCUUUAAAAAUCAUUCGCGAACUGCUACAGGGCCCCAAGAAUCCGUCUCAAUUUUGUCGAAUCUUACACUUAAAAAGUCUCUCAACCGCAGAACUGAUCUUGGCCUAUUAUGUGGCGAUGGCUGAUAUGGAGGAUGAGACAGGAGAAGGAAGUACAAUCUGUAUACAAGCCGCUUUCAUUCGAGAGAGGAAUGAUGAAAGAAUCUCGCUUGUUAUUAAAGUUCGUGAAGCUCGUAUCCCUUGCCCACUCUCGUCCUCUCCUUGUCCUGCCUCACCAAAAGAGCUCUCAAUUCAGUUGGAUCUUCUCCCGAAAACGAUCUUCGUUGACGAGAAAUUCCCAGGAAUCACCACGAAAUUGGUGCCAAUUUCGGGAAAUCCCAAAUGGGGAGACGCUUUCCAAAUCUCAAUUUCUCACGAUAACUUUUUCACGAACGGAGCCGUUCUCUCGCUGUCUUUGCUUGAAAAGGACAAAAUCGGUUGCGAGAAAGUGGUCGGGAAAGCGUUUUUCGCGUUGAAUCAGAUGCGCGAGCUUUCGACGAGAACGACGACGAAACCGCUUUGUCGGCCGGUUCUUCCACUUCAAGCCGGGAAUAAUCUCGAGUUUUAUCAGGUUAUCCGAGAACGCGUCCUCUUCGACAAAGUGGCGCGUCUAUUUUGGAAACGAGAAAGAGCUCAAAAAGAUGUUCACAUAAAUCUCAAACAGUUGAGAGAAGUGCCCCGUCGAUGGGGUUCUCUUCGUCGCUUCAAAUCGGAGCGUUUCGGGAGUCCUCGGAUUUCAUUCAGUAUUUACCGACCGCAAAGAACCGUUUCAACAAUA
Messenger RNA from Mesorhabditis belari, 3672 nucleotides. The record is from the annotation of a GenBank genome assembly. NCBI's taxonomy places the organism in Eukaryota, Metazoa, Nematoda, Chromadorea, Rhabditida, Rhabditidae.